Molecule: messenger RNA, 1104 nt
Organism: Trypanosoma grayi
Lineage: Eukaryota; Euglenozoa; Kinetoplastea; Trypanosomatida; Trypanosomatidae
Exons: 1
Coding region: 1-1104 (367 amino acids)
Source: RefSeq, a predicted model, not a curated record
AUGGGCGACGCUUGUUGUGGUAGAAGGCCCACGAAUGUUGCAUUUUCCGCUUCGAGGAAGACCGUUGACCAUACUGUGAAAGCGGGGCAGAGCAGCGCCCGAGACACUGUUGUGGAGCAACGAAGGCAGGCAUUGCAGCAGUGGAUGAAGAAGGAGGGGAAGUGGGGUUUAACGGAAGAGGAGGGGACGGAGGAAGAGACGUACCUGAGGGAGUGUUGGGAAGCAUUGAACGAUCCUGCACGAGUAAUAACGGAUGACGACUUGGUGGGUGCAAUUAAUUACCUUGACAGCCAAUGUGAGGUGAAGAUCGAUGGAAUAAUGGACGGUGCAACGAGUCCACUGCAGGAGGCGCAGCACCCGCCCAGUGACCGUCUCAACACAGAAGAGGAGUUGGCUGAAAAUGCCUUCUUGGUACGUGUAAAGGCUUCUUUGGCUGCGGCGGAAGAUAUUGAGCGCCAGCUGCGCUUUCAGCGCACACUCCUUGACUUCCGCGAGGUGAUGAACUCAUUUGGCUUGUCAUUUUUCCUGUGCUGUGGGACAGCUCUUGGGGCACACCGCGAGGGAUACUUCAUUCCGCACGAUAAUGACAUUGACGUGGGUGUAUUCUACGAGGAUUUGCAGCGAUUGGGUAGUGCUGAGGUGGGUGACAUGCAGCUGAAUCUUGUGUCGUUGUUGUCUCACAUUGCACUCGACAGCCGCUUUGUGCUCUUUGACAUCUGUGGGACAGUAGAAAGGGGGCUUGAGUUGCGUCUACUGCACCAUGUGACGCGUGUGUCACUCGAUUUGAAUGUGUACUACCCGCCGCUGGCGGAGGAUGCGGCCCUUGUCUCUCAGUAUGGUCCGUUUGUGUGGGCGGCGUCGCACUACGAAGACGCUGCGGCACGGCGGCACGGCAUGUACCGCUACCGGCACGCACCGUUCCGCGCAACGCUGCAGCGCAUGCCGUUCUGCGACACGGCGGCGGCCUCUGGUGCAGAGGGGUUCGCUGUUGUGCCACAGGAGUACCUGUUGGAGUACUUUGGUGCGGACUGGCGUACACCAAGGAAGUAUGCGUAUGCUGAGGGGCUGCGAAACGGAGACUACAAGAACAUCAUCGAGGAGUGA